Lineus longissimus is the source of this 5650-nucleotide messenger RNA. Its product is annotated as mitogen-activated protein kinase 3-like. Lineage: Eukaryota; Metazoa; Nemertea; Pilidiophora; Heteronemertea; Lineidae. Gene Ontology annotation, cellular component: nucleus; cytoplasm. Bases 24 to 1088 code for a protein of 354 amino acids. Gene Ontology annotation, biological process: intracellular signal transduction; protein phosphorylation. The transcript is spliced from 9 exons. Gene Ontology annotation, molecular function: MAP kinase activity; ATP binding. The record is from RefSeq and is a predicted model, not a curated record.
UCUGCAGAUGAAAGACAUGCAAUAUGGCGGUGCAAGGUGGUGAGAGUGUGAUGGUUCGAGGCCAGGCUUUCAGGGUUGGCCCUCGAUAUAAUGAUCUGAAAUAUAUUGGUGAAGGGGCCUAUGGAAUGGUCGCGUCUGCGAAUGACUUACACCGUGGAUCAAAAGUUGCAAUCAAGAAAAUAUCUCCAUUCGAACAUCAGACAUAUUGCCAGAGGACGUUACGGGAAAUAAAAAUAUUAACGAGAUUCAAGCAUGAAAACAUUAUUGACAUUCGGGAUAUCAUUAGAGCAUCAUCCAUAGAAGAAAUGAGAGACGUAUAUAUUGUGCAAUGCUUGAUGGAGACAGACAUGUACAAGUUACUGAAGACACAGCAGCUCAGCAAUGAUCAUAUUUGUUACUUCCUUUACCAAAUCUUACGUGGUCUCAAAUACAUUCAUUCAGCAAAUGUAUUACACAGAGAUUUAAAACCUAGUAAUUUGUUAUUGAAUACGACAUGUGAUCUUAAGAUAUGUGACUUUGGUUUGGCGCGAGUUGCUGACCCAGAACAUGACCACACAGGCAUCUUGACAGAGUACGUGGCCACAAGAUGGUAUCGGGCACCAGAAAUCAUGCUCAACUCCAAAGGUUAUUCAAAAGCAAUUGACUUGUGGUCCGUCGGCUGUAUUUUAGGAGAGAUGCUCGCUAACCGACCGCUCUUUCCAGGGAAACAUUAUCUCGAUCAACUGAAUCACAUCAUGGGUGUGCUUGGUUCGCCGUGCAGCGAUGAUUUAUCUUGCAUCAUCAAUGAAAAGGCAAGGAACUACCUGAAAUCGUUGCCCAUAAAGCCUAAGUUGUCUUGGCAGAAGGUCUACCCAAAGGCAAGUCCGAAAGCUCUGGAACUGUUAAACGUAAUGUUGACUUUUAACCCAUCGAAAAGGUGCAGUGUCGAGCAGGCGUUGAGCGAUCCAUACUUGGAGCAGUACUAUGAUCCCGCAGAUGAGCCUAUUUCUGAGACCCCAUUCACAUUUGAACAGGAGUUGGAUGACUUACCAAAGGAGCGCCUUAAGGAGUUGAUAUUUGAGGAGACCAACAGAUUUCAUGUUGCGUAAUCAGUAAAUGGUAUGACCAUAAAGAUCACAAUGGAAACAGCUGACUGUAAAUUGGUGGUAAACGAUACUGAAGGGUCAAAGGUCAAGACGUGCAUGUUGGUGGCCUCAUUGAUGAGUCGGGAACUCAUGCGGAGAACUUAUAAUCCUGUGCAUUUUAUGAAAUCACACGAUUGUAUUUGAAUAUUUGAUCCUGUCGUUUUGCUGCUUUGAACACCCAGGUUUUAGACCAGGGUGCGCUAGUGUAUCUUGUCUGGAGUCACGUCGUUGUCCAUGAUAUUUCUGUUGCUGUAGCGAUGAGUUUGGUAUCUGUUGCUAGGGGUUAGCAUUUUAGACCAUAUGUAUAGCUCCAUGUUAUCUGCAUAUAAAGCACCAUGUGUUAAUAACUUUGAGAUGGUGAUCACACUGAAUGCCUGGUCCUCCCUGCUGCAUCCACAUUUUUCUAAUGCUUUUGCUAUUGAUUACUCAAGAGGUAUAUAUUUUCAAAUUGCAACAGAACUAUGUAGCUUGUAAGAGAUGGGCUUAUUAGCGCGUAGAAGCCCCAACUAGUAGUUUUUCUGCGAAAAAUCUAAACUUUUUUCUUCGUUAUUUAGGUAAUUUCUCUGUGAUACGUCCAUUGCAGUAGUUUUAUUUAUUUACAACGGCAUUAUUACUGUUUCUGUGUCUCUUUGAAUAUUGUAUGAAAUCAUGGUCAACUUUUUUAUGGCCACUCUUCACAAAUGUACAAAUGAAGGAAUGAAAUCAUGAAAAUCUGCAAAAUUUAAAACUUUUGAAAGGCCAAUGGUUUAUUGUCACUCCACAUGAAUGCAAAUGGACUGGAAAUAGAAUCAGGUGGAUAGUGAUAAAAAGCAUCAAAAUAAAUGUAAUUGGAGUGUUAAGCCACAAUGAAAUUGGCUGGUUGGUUUAUCCAUUUUACAUUGUAUAGUUGCCAUGUUUAAAACAAGAUGUACUUACAUGUAUAUGUUCUUGGGUUUGUUGCACUAAUGUUUAACUGGACAUUGCAUGCGUGGGGGGUAUGUCCAUGAAAAUGAAAUGUUUGAAACUUUUUUGUUUUGGGUUGUUGCUGAUUCUGAUUUUGUUGUAAGCUGAGUUGAUGGUUCAUUUUACACCUUGGCAGGGUGUUAUAGGUGUUGCAUCACAGUAUUUGUCAUUGUGUAAUCCCAUUUUCGAAUGGUCCCUGAUCUCAACAGCUACAGGUAUCACUUCCUGUUGUGGUAAAGACACUUCAUGUAUGAGUACAUGUUGAGAACUGUGUCAGACAACAGCUUGAGGCUAGGCCCCCAGUCACACGUGGAUACUGGGUGAAUACUGACCCGUUUGAGUGAGAAGAACAACUAAACAUGUUCACAGGUACAUCCUACCAUAAAGGCAAUGUGUGUCUCCCUUGUUAGUUACCACAAGGCUUUGUUUACCAUGGCAGCCUCUGGGCAGAAAUCAGGCCUAAUAGAUGUCACCAUAGUAACCGAGCUGAAGCUCCUUUAAGCCUUCUGUUGAGGGAGUUAUUGACCUUGUCAUGGUUUGCUUGUGUUGGCUUGUACCUCUGUGAAUGAAACCGAUCAGAAGUCUUAUGAGUAAGAUACCCUAGUAUUCAGAUGUCAACUCAUUGCUCCACUUGGUUGGUUUGGUGAAUCAGUGGUCUCUGUCCCAUGGUGAAAUCUGUGCACCUCUACCUGAAAUUGCAGUAAAUUUUUAAAAAAGUGAAUUUCUGUCAUAUUUUGAUAGCAUACAGGGUUUAUGAGGCUCUGGAUAAGUUAUGUUCAAUCAGUUAAGUUCCAAUUUUGUUCUGUUUAUUGAUUUUUGACAUUUAUCUUCUGUUGGUUAUUUUGUUAUGGGGACAUUGGUGACAUUGGUGUUGACAACCCUAAGGUCCUCAGUUGGGUGAUGUCUGAUCCCGCCUCGGGCUGUCUCUCAAUCAUUGAUAGGUUGGUGCCCAAGCCUCCAAGGUGCAACUUCAUCUGUUAAAUGACCCGAACGCUUGUGUUGUCAAUGGUAUGUUUAAUGCUAUGAAAGGCCUGUAUGCUUGCUGUAAGUUCGGUGGAUGUGUUUCGACAGCUUUAGUCAUCGUCAUUACCCUUAACAUAUUGUCAAGCACAAAUAAAUUGUGGUUUGAUUUUGACCAAGUUUGUGGAUUGUAUGUGUAGUGGUAUAAUUUGGAAUGGUUAUCAUGUUCAAGUGAUAUGUACCAGUAGCGAGAAAAUGUCUAUCAAGUUGUGGUCAGCUUUGGUCUACAUAUUGAGUAGCACAUACAGAAUGUGAUUGGUCAAAUUGCAUCGUUCUUAUUGAAGGUGGGGUAAGUGACUGACAUAUGGUCAGAGUUUUCGUAAAUCUCCGAUAAGGUAGGACAAAGUUCUAGCAAACCUUACAAGUCUUGUAGUUGGUAGUUAUGUGAAUAUGUUCCAGUGGACAGUAGAAUGUCCCUUGUCUUGCUAACUUGGUCAAAAAUCUCUCCACAGAUCUAUCUCAGAAGACUAUACAUAGUAGAAUGUAGAUCAUUAGCUGUAUAAGUGUAGGCUACUUUGUAUGUACAUUGCAGGUUAUCUCUUCAAACUUGUGAGGCUUGAGAGCUUGUUCCCUUAUAAUGUAGUGUUAUGGUUUUGUACAGUAUAGAAUGUAUUGUUUCAGCUGCAUAUGUGUAUUCCAUUGCAUUUAGAGAUGUGCUGAUAGAACAGACUUCUCGCAAGAGUUGGGAUCGGGAUGAAAUGUGUUUUCCCAAGUCGUACUUGAUACGUACGUGGUCACAGUUUUCGCGUUAUAACGAGUCCAAAGCCAGGAAUCUACUGAAAGAAGGGAGACCCAACUGUUGUCUGAAUAAUGUAUGGGUUCAAGUAGUAACUCCUUGUUCUAUUAGCAAGCAUGUGUAUGUACAUGUAUACUUGAUAAUAACAUAUGAACUAUCCUGUCGCAAAGAAAUACAAUAACGUCACCUCAAUAGUUGGAAACUAAUAUCUUUCUCUUAAAUGUGCUCGGGGCAUGAUAUUCUUUUCUCUUAUUUGUUGCAUUUGAGCUGAUUGUACAUGCUGGUUCAUGGGUUAUGACAUCAGCUUUCAUAGUCAAAUAUUGGUCUGACGACCCUGGUGACUUCACUGCACUCUAUUGGCGAUCUUCUGUACUGGGUAUGCCUUUUCUCAAUUGAAAUGGUUCUGAUCAUAGACCUUGACAAGUACAUUGGAAAUGAGCAAGGAGUUUCACAACAACUCGGAAUCAAUAUACAAAGUUCAUUGUUGAGGCUCUGCUCAUUAGAAUUUGCCAUGUUUUCAAACAAAUUUUGAUAAUCGACAGCCCGAUCUGACAAGCUGUGCAAUUUCUCUUUUCUCUCUCUUUCACAUAUCUGCAUGUUAUAUAGAGUAUUGUCUAGAAAUAAACAAAUGACAUUACAGUCUGUUGACAUUACAUUCCUCAUGGUGAGGCUGUGUACAGAUUGCAAAUUGUCCUUUUGGGAGGUUAUAUGAUUGAAAAUCCAUUGAAUAUUAGCAGCAUUAAGAGUGAAUAAUAAAGAUCGAUUUAGAUAAGAUUUAGAUGCAGGCAAAAUUUUGGCCCUUCUGAAGUUUUCACAAGAAACUUCAAUGGCAAUUUAUUCUGAAGAAUUGUAACCUGUUGUCAAAAAAUGCUUGGGUGGGUCUGUGAUGGUGAAUAGCAAGUUUUUAAUUGACCUGGCCAUGCCGUGCAUGAACUGGUAAUGAAAAAAGACAUUAUAGCUCACCACAGUAACUACAUAAUCAUGAAAGCCACUCUGUUCAUCAAGUUAUCAUGAAGCUGGGACAUCUUGAAUCGAAUGACUUCUUAAAAUUCUUGACAAAAUUUUUGUCAUUGAUUUAACUUUCCCUACGUGUAUACGCUUGAUAAAGAUGUACUAAGCAUUGUGUCUAUCUAUCUGGCAUUUGGCAUUUUGCAUUGUAUGUGUGCAUGCUUUGGUGAUCAACAGUGUAGUAAUCACGGUCAAGUUGAGAUAAAUAUGUAGUGUAGAAAGGAAUUGACAAAGAAGUGAACAUAAAGAGAAAAAAAUUGAUAGGUGUUGUAGCAUUUUAAUGUGCUGAAACAAAACUGUAUUAUCAUUUUAGGAUGUAAUCAUUAGAGUUAACAGUGCAACCUCAGGCCACUGAAGAGAUACCGCCGUCACAGUAACCUGUGCAAAAAGUUUGCAUGUCCAAAAGUUAGAUUUAUCAAUUCAAUAAAUAGUAAUGCAUUUUUUGGCUAAAAAACUAAGGUCUCAAAUGUCGCCAAUUUUGAACAAAAUAGGCCUACUAAGAUUGUUGGAAAACCCAUAUUUGACGUUCACAAUUUGAUGACCAGAAGAGGGGUUGGGGCAAUGUCCUGGUUCUUCUGUUAUCCUUGCACUGUAGCAAUAUAUCUUAUCAUAAAAACAAUGUGCCACACUACACACAUGUACUUGACUGUAGUCUUUUCCUAUCUUUAAAGGCUGUAUGUUCACCAUUAUCCAAUCAAUAUAAAUUUUGUAUAUUUUAUAUGGCAUGCAGUACCCAGUCCGACAAGUCAAAUGUCAAUAAAACUAAAAUGUAUAUUUGAUCAUGUUGAUGUUGUAAUAAACAAGCAGUGUACAUGGUAAA